Messenger RNA from Rhizophagus irregularis DAOM 181602=DAOM 197198, 952 nucleotides. The record is from RefSeq and is a predicted model, not a curated record. Lineage: Eukaryota; Fungi; Glomeromycota; Glomeromycetes; Glomerales; Glomeraceae.
AGGUUUACAAUGAAAAAUGGCGUUCUUAAUAACGAAAAAGGUUUGGAUUUUUUGUAUUAAAAUCUUAAGAUCUACAUCUUCAUUUGACUUUUUAACACGCUUUUCUUUUUCAAAAGAAAUACAAAGAUGAGUACUCAAAUCCUCACUAAAAAAAUUAACCUUGAGAAUGAUUUUAAAGAACAUAUCAAUAAAAGAUUAUAUUUCUCAAAAUUUUCGUAAUACAAAUGUACAUGCUAUUUCAGUUGAUUAUGAUGAAACUCCUUCAAACGAACAUUCUGUAUUGAAGGAUACAGUGACUUCUCAUAGAUUAGCCGCUGCGAUAUUUUAUGCUUAUAGUAAUCAUCAACAUUUGCUUCUAACACCUGAUGAUAUUUGGUUAACUAUAGCACAAGGUGUUAGUCAACAUAUUAAUUAUAAUGCAGAAAAAUUUCGUUAUCGUUUUGUUAAUCAUGAAGGUAAAAAAGAAAUAGCUAUUCCUAUUACUGGUAUUUUGAAUAGUAAUGCAAUAGACAGAUUAGUUGUGAAAACUAAUGAAGCAGUAGAAAAAAUUGAUGUAAAAUCUCUUUUAGAAUGUGAUUUUUCUACAACAACAAAAAGUUCUCUUACUGCUAGUCAAAUCGUUCUUUUAGAUAUGCUUAAAGAAUAUUUUUCAUAUAAGGGUUACAUCACAUGUGGAAUCCCUAAAAUUACUCUUAAAGGUACUUUAGAAGAUUGGACAAAAUUGCAAGAGAAAGUUGUACAAUUACGUCAAUUGGACUUAGAUAUGGAUUUUUGGUUAGAUAGAUUGGAUCCUGUUAUAUGGAAAUUAGUUGAAACUUAUAAAGGCAAUGUUGAUGAAGAAUUUUGGUCAAAAAUAAUUUCAAAAAAAAGUUUUGGUUCAGGUCCCAUUAUUGUUACAGGAUGGACUACAGCCUUUUACCCAUAUAAAAUAAAUGGAAAAAAAUUGGAAAAU